UAGCAGACGACUACGAUUUCAGAAACUGUUUUUCGAACAAGUUUCUGUUAUGCAAGUGUAACAAUAAUGUAAAACGGAAACCGGUUUUUAAGAGACAUAUUCAACAAUUCAACAGCUACGUUUCGAAUACUACAGUUAUAAUAGAAAAGGAAGAUCUGCUGUCCCCAAAAAUUUCACCAAGGAAAUACUUUCUGUCAAUACCAGCUCCUGUGUUUUUUUAAAGUGUGAUUAUUUUUGUUUAAACAAAAUGUCCAAAUUUCGAGGAACAGAUAUCUUGCUAAUUUUAAGAGGAUUGAAAGCAGUUUCAAGAGCAGCAGCAAAUGUAACAGAAGCAGAACUCAAAGAAGCUUGGUCGUUUUCUAGUUCGAGUAGGCCAAGAUUACAUAAUUUAUUUGUUAAGCCUUACAAUCCAGAGAAUAUCUCUAAAGAUGUCAAGGAAGCAGUUGGACGAUCCCUUGCUGUGGUAGAAGGUCUCAAAGAAUACUCUAUCAUAGCAGCACAACAAUUAAUCAAAACUAACUUUAAUGCAACCAAGUCCUUUAAACAGACAUCACAAGUAGAACAAGAAUUCUUGGAUCCAAAUUUUCAACAAGGUAUUGAUUUUGAAUCACCACAAAAUGGAGUGGGGUCUCCAUUACAAAGUGUCAUUGAUACUACUUUUAAGGGUACUGAUAUUUCAAAUUCACCUACUAGUGAUCCUUCAUUUAAGAUAAACAAUGAAAAUGACCUCAGUAACCCAAACAUCUCUGGAACUAUGAAAGAUUCUUCAUCUGAUUCUGUGUCUGCUUCAUCAAAUUUCAAAUCUCCUGUAAUGUUUCAAAAAUCUAGUACCAAAUCUCAUUCCCAUCCAAAAGUAGAACAAAAAUCAGGAAAUCAGUCGGAUUCUGUAAAACCAGCUGUUCCCAUUCCACCUGUUGCGAGAAAAAAUCGAGUAUCAAAAUUGAGUGAAACUUCGCACGAAGUUGCUGUUCCGUCAUCUAGAAUUGGUCGGAUAGUUUCAUAUGGUGGCUUGGCUGCUGGCCUAGGUAUGGGAGCCUUAGCAGAGAUUUCUCGUCGAACUUUUGGCAUGAAUGAAGCAAAAGCACUGGAACAAAAUACUACAGCCAUACUGGACUCCAAUCCCUUUCUCACCGACGCCAAUGCCGAGCGGAUUGUAAAAACCCUCUGCAAAGUCCGAGGUGCGGCCCUCAAGCUGGGUCAAAUGUUAAGUAUGCAAGACAACACGCUCAUUAACCCGCAGUUGCAGAAAAUUUUUGAACGUGUACGACAAUCUGCUGAUUAUAUGCCGAUCCGGCAAAUGGAAAGCGUCUUAAUUAAAGAACUCGGGCCCGAUUGGAGGAGUAAAUUUAAGGAUUUCCAAGAAAAACCUUUCGCCGCUGCUUCCAUUGGUCAAGUUCACUCGGCAACACUACCUGACGGUCGGGAGGUAGCCAUAAAAAUUCAAUAUCCUGGAGUCGCUAAGGGAAUUGAAAGUGACAUUAAUAAUUUGGUGGCUGUGAUGAAGAUGUGGAACAUAUUGCCCAAAGGCAUGUACUUGGAAGAAUUUAUUAAGGUAGCUAAACUCGAAUUAAGUUGGGAAGUAGACUAUGUCCGAGAAGCCGAGUGCACUAAAAGAUUUGCUUCACUCAUCAAAGACAUGCCGUAUUAUAAAGUACCAGAAAUAAUUGAUGAGCUAUGCACGAAGGAAAUCUUUACUUCGGAGUUUGUUGAAGGGAUUUCAAUGGAAGAGUGCAUGAAACUUGAUCAAGAAACUAGAAACCAUGUUGCAGAGAAAAUCCUUUCGUUAUGUCUCGUGGAAGUGUUUCAGUUCCGCUUUAUGCAGACAGAUCCUAAUUGGGCCAACUUUAUGUACAACCCAGUUACGCGUGAGGUAAUCCUAAUCGAUUUUGGUGCAAGUCGAGAAUAUUCAAAAGAAUUUGUCGACAAUUACAUAAGAGUAAUAGAAGGAGCUGCCAAAGGUGAUCGUCAGCAAGUUCUUGAAUAUUCUCAUGUAGUAGGUUUUUUGACAGGAUACGAAAGCAAGGUUAUGAAAGAGGCCCAUGUUGAAGCAGUAAUGGUUUUGGGUGAAGCAUUUAGGCAUAAUGAACCUUUCGAUUUUGGGGCGCAAGAUACCACGCGACGAAUCCAGAAAUUGAUUCCAGUUAUGCUUUCGCAUCGCCUCUGCCCACCUCCUGAAGAAACCUAUUCUCUUCAUCGAAAAAUGUCUGGGGCGUUUCUUCUUUGCACAAAAUUGGGUGCCAAAAUUAACUGCAAAGCGUUCUUUGAUAACAUAAUCGGAAACUACCGUGCUACGUUAUCCCAGUAAACAAUAUCCAGAAUAUGGGAAAUGUUACUACUUACAUACAAAAUAGGAAAUACAUUAAGUUAUGAAAUUUUAA
Molecule: messenger RNA, 2378 nt
Organism: Daphnia pulex (common water flea)
Lineage: Eukaryota; Metazoa; Arthropoda; Branchiopoda; Diplostraca; Daphniidae
Gene: Coq8
Product: atypical kinase COQ8B, mitochondrial-like
Exons: 11
Coding region: 248-2305 (685 amino acids)
Biological process (GO): ubiquinone biosynthetic process
Cellular component (GO): extrinsic component of mitochondrial inner membrane
Molecular function (GO): kinase activity
Source: RefSeq, a predicted model, not a curated record